AUGAUUGGCGAGCAGUAUACCAGCAUUAUUACGGGUUUUAAAUCGGCCUUAGCAGUUAGCUGCAUCGCUGUGUCCCUUUUCCUACUAUCCCCGUGGAUCGCUUACGCUAGAUUGCCAUCGUCCAUAAAAUCACCUAUCAAAGCAAAAGGGCCGUUGUCAGCUCUUCGAGCAUGCUUGAAUGAGAUCAGCGCCGGAGCGAAAACAUCGACAAGGGGAUACGAAUUGUAUUCCAAGAAGGGUCAGUCCUUUGCAAUGCUAAACAUCAACUUUCGGCCUCAAGUGAUCCUACCUCCAGAGCAUGUCCGCUGGCUAGUUACCCAACCAGAAGAUAUCCUCUCUCAUGCCAAGGCCAGUGACGAUGCUGACGCGCUGGGGUAUAUCUGGCCACUGUUUGAUGCAUCAGCUCUGCACUCAUUCUCUAAAGUUCUCCAAAUUGAUCUCACUCGAAACGUCACACAGACAGAGAAAGAUGUCUUGGAAGAGGUGCAGCACAUCAUGGAUGAGCUUGUCGGUCAGACCGAAUCUUGGAAGGAGGUGAAUAUGGUUCAGGCUUUUGAAAGGAUCAUGUACCAGGCGACGCAGCGCGUUUAUGUGGGACUUCCUCUGUGUCGAGACUCCACAUAUAUGGGAUACGUGAAAGGAUACGCUCGCUCCUUGGGCACUGCCAUGGUAUUCGCAGCUCAGCUUACACCUUGGCCGCUCAGGCAGGUUACAGCCCUGCUCGCGGGAUUGCCGGUUUACUACUAUGUCCUUCGGGUCCGAUCUUACCUUUCUCCUCUAUUCAAGGAACGGAUGGAGCGGCUGAAAGAGAAGGGGGGGACCCAGGAUGAUAAUCUGGAAGGGGAACCAAGGAACCUGAUUACCUGGAUGUCAAAUGGCGUGCUUUCCGGGGUCGGGCCCAAGUCGAUCAGCCCCAGCGAAAUGGUAACAUGGCUUGGAAUUCUAGCCCUCCUACCAACAGAUAAUCUCUGGACGACAUGCACAAACGUGCUUCUUGACCUGCUUAGCUCCGAGUCCGAGCACGCCUAUCUCCAUACCAUCCGCGAGGAAGCAAGGACGGUAUUCGCUUCAAGCAAAGAGUCCGGCAAGCCCGUAUCACAUGGACUGCAUCACAUCGACAGCGCGAUUCGGGAAAGUCUGCGGAUGAAUUCGUUAUCCCCGAGAUCCCUCCAUCGCCAGGUUGUACGACGUGGAGGCGUUGUGCUACCUGACGGACAGAAGGUCCCUACAGGGACUUGGCUGUGUGUUUUGUCCGGCAACAUCCAGAGAGACGAGGACUACUAUGAGGAUGCGCAGACGUACAAGCCAUUUCGUUUCGUUCCUAAGCUGACUGAAGCUGGAGGCGACAAAGCACCCCUGUUACCUCUGACAAAUGAGAAGUAUCUUACUUUCGGUUAUGGUCGACAUGCCUGCCCUGGCCGAUGGUUUUCGUUCCAGGUUAUGAAGAUCGUUAUUGCUUACAUCCUCGCGAACUACGACAUCCAGCCUCUGGAGAAACGCCCGGACAAUAUCGUUUUUGCAGAUCUCAACAUACCCCACUUAUCCCACAUCAUUCGGAUCAAGAGGAUGACAUGA
This is a messenger RNA of Aspergillus oryzae RIB40, 1575 nucleotides long. RefSeq names its product cytochrome P450. Gene Ontology annotation, molecular function: heme binding; monooxygenase activity; iron ion binding. The coding region runs from base 1 to 1575 and encodes 524 amino acids. The record is from RefSeq and is a predicted model, not a curated record. The transcript is spliced from 4 exons. Lineage: Eukaryota; Fungi; Ascomycota; Eurotiomycetes; Eurotiales; Aspergillaceae.